GUCCAGCCAAUUAGCAUCGGCCUUCGCUAACAUUGCCUUACAUAAUGCGACAAUGCGACACGUUGUACGAGGUACCUGCGUACCCUAUGUGAUUCGAGGAAGAUGCGGAUCUACGGAUAAUCACGGUGGAAAGCUUGAGCUUCCCUCGUUCCCGCGCUUCUCAUAACUUCCAAUACCACACGACCACUCUUCUCUCUCCCUUUUGAAUGAACCCAUCUACCGAAAAUCUCCUCGUCUUGUGCUAUCCACCUUUGUUUUCCAUCUACCUUGACACUAUUGACCGGGUGCUUUCGUUCCCCCCACCACGUUAAUCAUGUUCAACUGGGCAAAGCAAACUUUGGCGAAUGUCGUGGGCACGGAAGAGCCCUUGUACGGGCCUUCGGCCAUCAAGUCUGUUGCCGAAGAUGCGAAGACGACGCCGUACACGGAGCUGAAGAGGGAGGAUCUCAGAUGGGCGGCGAUGGACUCGACCUGCGUCGAGACCCAGAGCUUCUACUUCAUGUCUGACAGCGGCAAUCUUGCCUUUACCCAGGUCAUCUAUAGCAACGUGGCCGGCAUUCGCACAACUUGCCAGUUCAACUCGAAGAUCUUCUAUCCCGACGGCUCCAAGCCCCACCUGUGGAGCUCAACCCCCUUGAGCAACAUCGAGUUCAGUGAUGACAAGAACAACUUCUAUGCCAAAGACUGCGCCUUAGAGCUGUCCGAAGACGGAAAUACAUAUACUAUUAAGUCGAUGAAUGAUCCGCAGGCCAUCGUUAACCUCAAGUUGACGAAGAUAGCACCGGGCUUUGUCGCUGGAAAGGACGGCAAGACUCUAUUUGGCACAGACCUAGCCAACCCGUGGGGAUCUAUGCGGCACGCGUUCUGGCCGAGAUGCGUAGCGGAAGGCAGUAUCAUGACGAAGGAUGGCCCGGUUGACUUCAACGGCAGGGCGUUCUUUGUCCAUGCCCUGCAAGGCAUGAAGCCCCAUCAUGCGGCAGCUCGGUGGAAUUUUUGCGAUUUCCAGGGACCGACCCACUCCGCCAUCUUGAUGGAGUACACGACGCCACCAUCCUAUGGAGCAACCGUGGUGGGCGUUGGUGGACUCGCUAAGGAGGGCAAUGUCAUCGCUGCCGGAUGUAUAUGCAGUGCCACCCAUCUCAAGACCAAGCAAGACUCCGAGAAUGACUGGCCUGAACCCACCGAAAUCAAGUUCACUUGGUCCGGGACUACUAAAGAUGGAAAACCCGUCGAGGCAGUCAUAGAAGGCUCUCUAGGGGAUAGGAUUGACCGGAUCGAUGUCAUGGCCGAGGUCCCAGGCUUUGUCAAGAAGAUCGUGGCUGGGGCGGCAGGAACUAAGCCCUACAUAUACCAGUUUGCUCCGCACGGCACCCCAGUCGUGCUCAAACUCAAGAUUGGGGACGAAGAGAUCUCUGAGGAGGGACGGCUGUUUAGCGAAGCAACCUUCAUAUCUGCUAUAGAGUGACGGAGUUGCGCUUUUUCUCCAAGAUAGCGCGAGUGCCAGCACCAACGGACGCCCAGAAUGGAGUAGACGAGGGGUAGAUGUUGUCUACACGUACCCAGUUAAAGCGCAGUCGGCCACCUCGAGAAAAACAAGGUGGCCAGCGUUUGGUACCGCACUCGGCCUCUUGGCAAUUCCCGGCUUGGAUAUCACAGCCGAACUUCUCUCGGGCGCAUAUACUCUGGUGUUUAUACACCAAGGCUCAUGGUGGCUUGCCAUGGUAAAGCCAGUUGGGUUUGGUAACUUGGAUGUUAAACUUUAUAUUCCUAUCUUAAUGAACUAGAUAUCAAGACUAUAUAAAUCUAAUACAAUCGUUAACCUACGCC
This is a messenger RNA of Durotheca rogersii, 1827 nucleotides long. Its product is annotated as oxidative stress survival, Svf1-like protein. Gene Ontology annotation, biological process: response to oxidative stress. Bases 314 to 1465 code for a protein of 383 amino acids. Gene Ontology annotation, cellular component: cytoplasm. The transcript is spliced from 4 exons. The record is from RefSeq and is a predicted model, not a curated record. NCBI's taxonomy places the organism in Eukaryota, Fungi, Ascomycota, Sordariomycetes, Xylariales, Xylariaceae.